Molecule: messenger RNA, 6386 nt
Organism: Phalacrocorax carbo (great cormorant)
Lineage: Eukaryota; Metazoa; Chordata; Aves; Suliformes; Phalacrocoracidae
Source: RefSeq, a predicted model, not a curated record
GCCCGCCGGAGCAGUAGGGAGCGUUUCGCCGGCUGGAGCCUUGGGCUACUUACGACGGUGAUGGGAGAGCGGGGAGUGGGUCGGGGCGCAGCGCCGGGCGCCGCAGGGCCCUGACGCGGCGCCGAGAGAGCCUUGCGGUAGGCUGGCCGAGUGGGGCGGUGGGGCCCGCGGCUGGGGAUGAAGAGGUGAGCGACCGAGCGAACUAGGGAGGGGCGGCGGGGCCUGGGCGGGACGUUGCUCGGCGCCCUUAGGUAGGGGUGAGCCGGCCCGGCUCGGCCCUACCGCCCCCAGCCGAUCUGCCGGCCGUUUCCGCGGCCGCGGUGGCCGGCCCCGCGGCGUCGGGGCCGGGCCGGGCCGCGGCGGCCGGCCCUGCCUUUCCGAGAGCCCGGCGUCAGCCCUGGGCAGCCCGUUGCUCCGACUUAAGAAGUGUUCCGGGGCUGUCCUUCCCUGUCGUGUUCGUAACAGCCCGGAGAGGAGGAGAAAAUCCUCAAAACUGGGCGGGGAGGAAACAGCUGUUCUCAAAACCUUAGCCUUGCGUCGAACCUCGCGACUUGCAAGUGCACAGUAUGUCGCAUCUUACCUUGCUAGGCGAUAUACGGCUACAUCACUCUUGCCAUUAAAUGCUCCGUUCCUCAACAAAGUUAAACAUGAUUUGGUUUUCAUUUAAAAUCCUGAGCACAGACGUUUCAUCUUAUUGGUAGGACUUGCAUAUCAAGGUGACAGGAGGGUUGUUUGCAAGAACAGCAGUGACGGUGUAUUGGUGUUCGCUUGCCAAAUCUAGUAACACCUGAGUAUUCUGAUAGUGGUAAUGAUUUUUGUUCUUCCUCUAAAGUAGAAUAUUUUUAUCAAGUUUAUAACACCUAACAACAUUUAGUGGAGCUUUUUUUAGCUGCAUUUUCUUUUAGAAAUCAUGUUUCCAGUAUGAACUUAUUUGUAUUGACAAUAUUUCAACCACUAUUUUGAAGAAACCAUCUAUAUUUUUUCCACCUGUGCCUUGUAUUGCACUCAUGUAAUUCUGUCUACAUUGAGCUGCAAAUAAAUUUACUUGCUCCUAGUUUUGACUUUCCUUUGAGAAUUUUUGGACUGUUGAAUAACAAAAUUUUGCAUCUUAGCUGUUUAAAACUUAGUAUAUAAAGUUCUGUAAUAAAAUAUACAGUUUAUUUAAGCCUGUUUAGUUUAUACUCUGAAUCAGAGCUACGGACUUUUAUGUUCAUGCUGAAACUUGAUAGCUGAUUCAAAGUUCUCUGUAUAGUUCAUUUAAGGCUACUGCAGGGUAGAAAGAAGUUCUCAUGUUUCAGAGCAAACUUUUUCUUAUGAUGUCUCUGUAGGGAUGAUGGUGACCCAAGAUGGGAAGAGAAGGAACUUAGGGAAGCUUGGAAGUUAGGUAGCUUAAUAUGGCCUCCCUCUGAUAUUUAAAAAAUAUUUUCCAAAGCAGGAAGUGUUGUAGUCAUAACUGUUUUUCCUGUUGCUUCCCCAAAUCCUUUGAGCAUGAAAAUAACUCAGAUAGGUGGAGUAGAAGAAUGCAGUUGAACAAGCUCUGACACUUAAAGGUCCAUGGUGGUGGUCGAGUACUCUCUGCACAAAGUUUUAUAGUUGCAGGUUUUCUCUUCUGGUUUUGGUUCUUUGCAAAAUGAAUAUUGCAUUGUUUCACAAAGGUUGGACCCUUCACUAGAAUCUGUCAAGAACAGUGCACAUAAAUCAACAGUUUAUUUUUCUUGAAGACUUCUGUGCAGCUUUUGAAGUUUUAAUCACAAUGAAUUCGGGCUUAUGGAGUCAAGAAAAACCAAGUUCAUCCUACUGGGAAGAGCGGAUCUUUUACUUGCUUCUCCAAGAAUGCAGUGUCAUAGACAAGCAGACUCAAAAGCUCUUGAAAGUGCCCAAAGGUAGCAUUGGGCAAUUUUUUCAAGACCGUUCUUCUGUGGGACACUCCAGAAAUAUUCCUUGUAAAGGGAAGAAACUGCAGAUUGGAUUAAAGAUUCUGGAACAACCUCAUGCAAUCCUCUUUGUGGAUGAGAAGGAUGUUAUAGAAAUAAAUGAAAAACUAGCUGAGUUGCUUUUGGCCAUUACUAACUGUGAGGACAGAUACAGUCUGUUUAAAAGCAAAAGCAGGUUAACUAAAGGCAUCCAAAUAGAUAUUGGCUCGCCUGUUAGAGUACAGCUGAGAUCGGGAGAUGAUAAAUUUCCUGGAGUUGUUCGCUUCCGAGGACCCUUAUUGCAAGAAAGGUCCCUCACAGGGAUAUACUUUGGAGUAGAGUUGCUGGAAGAAGGUCGUGGUCAGGGCUUUACUGAUGGACAGUACCAAGGCAAGCAGCUUUUCAGAUGUGAUGAGGAUUGUGGGGUUUUUGUUGCUUUGGACAAACUGGAGCUGGUGGAAGAUGACGACAAUGAACUGGAAAGUGACUAUGCAGCUCCAGUUGAUGCAAUGCAGGUAGAACUUCCUCCUCUGGAGAUCAACUCCAGGGUUUCUCUGAAGAUAGGAGAGAGUAUAGAGUAUGGGACAGUUAUAUUCUGUGAUGUCUUACCAGGAAACGAAAGUUUAGGAUACGUUGUUGGAGUGGACAUGGAUAAUCCUAUUGGAAACUGGGAUGGAAGAUAUAAUGGAAUACAGCUGUGUAGUUUUGCAAGUGUUGAAAGUACACUUCUUUUGCAUAUCAAUGAUGUUAUGCCAGAGACUCUGUCACAGGACAGGAGGCCUCCCAAGCUUGCCUAUACCUCAAGAGGUGGUGGUGACAAAAGCUUAUUCAAUCAUAGUAAGCCAAAGGCUACAGGAUCUACCUCUGAACCUGGAAAUAGAAACAGAUCUGAAGUCUUCUACACAUUAAAUGGCUCAUCAGUUGACUCUCAGCCUCAAACAAAAACAAAACCCCCAUGGUAUAUUGAUGAAGUUGCUGAAGACCCUGCAAAAUCACUUACUGAUUCAUCUCCUGGAUUUGGGCAUUCUUCACCACCACUGCAACCACCUUUAACAAACUCUGUGUCUACAGAAAACAGAUUUCACUCCCUUCCUUUUAGCUUGACAAAAACGACGAGUACUAAUGGUACUAUUGGACAUAGUCCUCUCUCUUUAUCUGUUCAGUCAGUCAUCGGUGAUGUAAAUACAAUAGCUAACCAGGAGAGCCCAUCAACAGCAGGCCCAGUCGGGAACUCGCAUGGUCUUGAAGCAGGUUCCUUGGCUGAAGUUAAAGAAAAUCCUCCUUUCUAUGGAGUAAUCCGCUGGAUUGGCCAGCCCCCUGGCGUAAACGAAGUAUUAGCUGGGCUGGAACUGGAAGAUGAAUGUGCAGGUUGUACAGACGGAACAUUUAAAGGAACUCGAUACUUCACUUGUGCUCCGAAGAAAGCUCUUUUUGUUAAACUCAAAAGCUGCAGGCCAGAUUCGAGGUUUGCCUCACUACAGCCCGUUUCCAACCAGAUUGAACGCUGCAACUCUCUAGCCUUUGGAGGUUACUUAAGUGAAGUGGUAGAAGAAAACACUCCUCCAAAAAUGGAAAAAGAAGGUUUAGAGACAAUGAUUGGAAAGAAGAAAGGUAUCCAGGGUCAUUACAACUCCUGUUACUUAGACUCCACCUUAUUCUGUCUGUUUUCUUUUAGCUCUGUUUUAGACACUGUGUUACUCAGACCUAAAGAAAAGAAUGAUGUAGAAUAUUAUAGUGAGACUCAAGAGCUGUUGCGGACAGAGAUUGUGAAUCCUCUGAGAAUAUAUGGAUAUGUGUGUGCUACAAAAAUAAUGAAACUGAGGAAAAUACUUGAAAAAGUUGAGGCUGCAUCAGGAUUCACUUCAGAAGAAAAAGAUCCAGAAGAAUUUUUGAAUAUUUUAUUUCAUCAUAUUCUAAGAGUUGAGCCACUGUUGAAAAUAAGAUCAGCAGGUCAGAAAGUACAAGACUGUUACUUCUAUCAAAUUUUUAUGGACAAAAAUGAGAAAGUUGGAGUCCCAACAAUUCAGCAGUUACUAGAGUGGUCAUUCAUCAACAGCAACCUGAAGUUUGCAGAGGCACCCUCUUGCCUGAUUAUCCAAAUGCCUCGGUUUGGAAAGGAUUUCAAAAUGUUCAACAAAAUCUUUCCAUCCUUGGAAUUAAAUAUAACAGACUUACUUGAAGAUACUCCGAGGCAGUGCCGCAUAUGCGGAGGGCUUGCUAUGUAUGAGUGCAGAGAAUGUUAUGAAGAUACUGAUAUUUCUGCUGGGAAAAUCAAACAGUUCUGCAAAACCUGCAAUACACAAGUUCAUCUUCAUCCCAAGAGACAGAGUCAUAAAUUCAAUCCGUUGUCGCUACCUAAAGAUCUGCCAGACUGGGAUUGGCGACAUGGCUGCAUCCCCUACCAGAAGAUGGAGUUGUUUGCUGUUCUCUGCAUAGAAACAAGCCACUAUGUAGCUUUUGUUAAAUACGGGAGGGAUGACUCUGCCUGGCUUUUCUUUGACAGUAUGGCUGAUCGGGAUGGAGGUCAGAAUGGCUUUAACAUUCCACAAGUUACCCCAUGUCCAGAAGUUGGUGAAUACCUGAAGAUGUCUCUAGAAGAAUUACACUCACUGGAUUCCAGAAAAAUUCAAGGCUGUGCACGGAGACUACUUUGUGAUGCUUACAUGUGCAUGUAUCAAAGUCCAACGAUAAGUUUGUACAAAUGAACCACAUCCUCUGGAAAACUGAAGAAACAGUAUAGAGUUAUCUGCUGUUGCAUUUGCCGCAUUUUUGGGUUAGUUAUAAUGCAACCAUUGCUGGCAAUGGAUGCGAUGACGAGGAAGAAAUUGACUCUGAGAGCAGAAGGGUUACUGUUCCAAAAACUAAAUGCGGAGUUCUAUAACCGAAGUAUUUAAGCAUUUUGCACUCUGGGAAGUGUGCUUGUGUGUGUGUGUUUUAUAAACAAAAAAAGUGAAGUUACUAAAACUUAAAGCUUUAAGUGCAUUGAUUAACAUUUCCAAAAAGCCUGUGUAUAAAGGUGGAAUCAUAGCAGGAGAAACCUCCUUAGUCCACUGACAAUGUAAAGAUACACUGUUCUUGCUGAGUGGGUUUCUGUGGACUAAGGAUGAUGAUUCUCUUGUGUUUCUCUACCCUCCACACCCACCUCUUCUCUCCACCCUUGAGCUUUCUAGUACCAUACAUUCUCUGUCUUGUGGAGAGUAACUUCAGUGUCGGUAAGAUAAAUUUUAGACUGUUCAUUGCAUAUUAAUUCUGUUCUGUUAUGUCUACUGCAUUCUUUUCAGAUUUGCAUCUUCAAAAAUUAAUGUUCAUUUAAAGAUCUGAAUUCCUAUCUUAUGAAAAUCAAACAUGCAGAUUUGCUAUCUGUUCACUUGCAAUUUUUGGAGGGGGGGAAAGGAGAAGGAGGUAUUAAGGGGAAGCAUAAUAGCUGAAAUAUUAAAUCAGCAAUGAAAGUUAACAAAUGUCUCUUUCUAAGUGUCUAUUUUUGAAGAAACAAAGCAGUCUGGAACAGAAUGAUUGGAGGACAAAACAGUAAACUAGUGGAUUGCCUCAGGGAAGGUUACUUAAGUGGAUUCUAGUCCUUGGUAAAACAUAUUUGACUUUUCUACAGUACAUUAAGCUGCUACCUGGGAGUGUGUUACACAUCUGACUCUUAUUUUCAGAAUUACUAAUUAAUAUUAACAGUCUCUGCCUGGAAAGAUGAAACUAUAAAUUUCAGAGAUGAAACUAUAAAUUUCAGUGGUUCAGAGUUUUACUGUACACCAAGUACCUGAUGAAACUAACUUGAAAAGCUGCAAAACCUUUGUUGAUGUAAAAUGUUACACUUUGAACUCUGGUUCCUGUUUGUAAUGAAAUGCUGUUACAGUUGCUUUUUAGCUACUUCUGUCUACACUGACUGCAAACAUGCAACUAUGUAUAUGUAUAUAUGUAUGUAUAUAGUGUGUGUGUGUAUAUACACACACAGAGAAACGUCUGGUUGUAGAAGUUGCAUAUUGAGCUGUACAUUUUCAACUCUAAGAUGUUUUAUAUGGAAAACUUCCUUUUUGGGAUCAAGUCUGUAGCCACAAAAAUAUAACAGGGGAAAAGCCACUUAGAAAAAGCCCAUGUUUUAAAGACAACGGAGACUGAUCCCAUUGCUGUAGGAAAUGUGGUUACUUUUGUUCUUGGAAAUGUUAAACUCUCUCUUUAGGACACACUCUACCACAGAAGAGGAGAAAGAAAGAUACUUGAAAAUUAUGCUUGAAGGACUAAUCUGUCUAAAGCAAGGGCUGCUGAGAUAGUUGAUCUGUUCCAUUAGCUGCUGCAUGAAGUGUGUUCUAAUUUGUCACUCUCAAGAGCAAGAAAGUUACUAAAAGCAUCACAGUUGCUUCUGCCUCUCAUAGUCUCCUGGCUUUCAUGUUCCCUUCCUUAUUUAUCUAGUCUGAUCCUUGGCAAAGUUCUUAUUUCUUUAGUUUCAGUACUACUGUGAGCUCUGGG